Camellia sinensis is the source of this 1081-nucleotide messenger RNA. Lineage: Eukaryota; Viridiplantae; Streptophyta; Magnoliopsida; Ericales; Theaceae. The record is from RefSeq and is a predicted model, not a curated record.
UACACUAAACGGCGAGCGAUCUACCGUGAAUGGCAAUCGAUCUACACUGAGUUGAAUUUGAAGCAAAGGAGAGAUGGGAGAAAGGAAGGUGUUGAACAAGUACUACCCGUCGGACUUCAAUCCGGGGAAGAUUUCGAGGCGGAGGCAGCCGAAGAACCAGCAGAUGAAGGUGCGGAUGAUGCUUCCCAUGAGCAUUCGCUGCGGCACCUGCAGCAAUUACAUCUACAAAGGUACCAAGUUCAACUCCCGCAAGGAAGAAGUCAUCUACGAGACAUACUUGGGGAUCCAAAUAUUCAUGUUUUAUUUCAAAUGCACUAAGUGCUCUGCUGAGUUAACAAUAAAGACCGACCUGCCAAAUUCAGACUAUGUUGUUGGGUCGGGUGCAUCACGGAAUUUAGCAUGCCAUUGCUCUCUUUUUCAAGAAGUAGAUAAGGAAAAACAAAAAAGGAAUACGGAAGAGAUGGGAGAUGCAAUGAAAUCCUUGGUGAAUAGAACCUUGGAUUCAAAAAGAGAGAUGGAUGUCCUUGCUGCCCUGGAUGAAGUGAAGUCCAUGAGGUCUAGACAAGCAACUAUCAGUGUAGAUGCAAUGCUGGAGAUCUUGCAGCGCUCAGCUGAGGAAAAGAAGUUGGAAGAAGAGGAUGAAGCACUCAUAAAAUCAUUAUUUGGAAGAGUACCAAGAGAGGUCGUUCGCAGGACCGAUGAUGAUGUUCUUGAUGAUGAUGAAGAUUUAUCUCAGAUUUCAACUGACAACGCAGAAACAUCAAACAAUAAUUCAAAAAGGAGAAAGGUUUCUGAAGAACUUCCCACUAAGCCAACAGAUCAUCUGACGGAAACAAGUUACAAUUCCAAGAAUGAAGAAAACAAAGGGUAUUCCCGGGCACUAGGUGACGGUAGAUUCAUUUUCAAGUCUCCGUCAGUCAGAGUUUCUGUUGUUAGGAAGCCAUCAUUAGCCUCCAACAGCAAUGGACCGGCAAAACAUGAGGAGGAGCGCAAAGCAAAUGUUUCUAGCUCUGGACUAAUGUCUCUAUGUCAAAACUAUGAAAGCGAUGAAGAUGAUUAGUUAGCAAUUGUAAAUUACUAC